AUGAGAUCCAAAUAGCAGGCAUUUUUUCACCAUGAGAGUAAACAAGGCUGAAUGUGAGACAUGUCGACCCCCCUUUAUUUUUCUAUUAAUUAGGGCAUCAGCAAACGACAGGAAGAAGAGGAAGCAACAGAAAGAUCCAUGGCUAAACAGAUCUCCGUGGGAUAUGCGAGAAAACGCUUUCUCUCUCGCUCUGUGUAUAUAUGUACUGGCACCACGAAGAGGCUCCAAUGAUGGUUGUUGGGCGACGAAUUUAGAGAGAGAGAGAGAGAGAGAGAGAGAGAGAGAGAGAGAGAGGGAAUGGGAAGGAGGUACAGGGGGUGAUGGAGGGUGAAGAUCUUUCUUCGUCGUCUCUGGUUGAAGGCCACGGCAGGUGUUACCCCACCUAUGAAAGCCCAUCAUCAUCAUCAGGUUACGGUAGAUCCUGCAGCAGCAGCUGCCGGAGGAGAGGAGUUGGAAAUGAGCACCAAGCUCACAACCCACAAUAUUUUCAGUGAGUGAAUGAAGGUCCUCUCUCAGUCCUAAUGGAUCAGCGCUCUCCCCCUCUUUGAUAAGUGAAAAAGGAGUCUUCUCUUCCCUUUGCCGCGGUGUCUUGAGCGUUAUGACGAGGCCCAGAGAUUGAAUUAAAUUUUGGGGCCAGGCACCUGAAAUUACAAGUCCCUACCCCCUUUGCCUUAAGGUCAAUUUCGUGAGCACCCUCUUGUGAGGAGAGGAACAAGAUGGAUGCCUAUGAAGCCACUAGGAUUGUGUUCUCCAGGAUUCAGAACUUGGAUCCGGAAAACGCCCCCAAAAUCAUGGGGCUAUUGUUGAUUCAGGACCAUGGGGAGAAGGAAAUGAUUCGGCUGGCCUUUGGUCCGGAGGCUCUGGUCCAGUCCAUUGUAGCCAAGGCAAGGAAGGAGCUGGGUUUGGGCUUGGGCUUGGCCUUGGGCUUGGGCUUGGGCUUGGGCUCGGGUUCGCGCGUAGGAAAUUUGCCCAAUACUUGUUCUCAUUUGGGUUUGGCACCGCAGCAGCAAGCAUGCCUCCCUCCUAGUACCUCAACCAGUACUUCUAUGGUUUCCAGUUGGGUGGAUGCUUUCCCAAAUGAUGAGGGGGAGGAUGAGGGGGUUGGUUCUGAUGUGCAAAAGAAGGUGGACCAACAGAUAUUGGCCCCCAAUCCCUCCUACGCUGUCAGCAGCGGUGGCGGUGGCGGUGGCGGCGGCGGCCUGGUGGAUCCGGAAAGCAGCAGCGGUAACGGUGGUGGUGUAGGAGUGCCUUUGAGUUUGUAUCGCAGUAGUGGUAGCGGUGUUGACAUGUUGUUGGAUGAGCUUCACCUUCAAGACCAACUCUCUUUCCUCAAUGACAACGCCAACGCCAACCCUGCUCUUUAUGCCGCAGCAGCCGCUGCAGAUAGCAUGACCACCUGCGACAGCGGCCUGCUUUACUCGUACACCAACUGGGGAGCUAUGGGCCUCAGCCCCCUCGGUGGUCACAGGCGUAGCUUGUCCGUGGCCGACAUCUGCUGGGGUGGUGCUGCUAAUUCUUCCGAUGUGGCUCUUGCUAGCUCUACAUCCGGCCUCGCCUGGAAGCCAUGCCUAUAUUUUGCGAGGGGUUACUGCAAGAAUGGAAGCAGCUGCAGGUUUUUACACGACGGCGGCCACGGCCGGGGAGGAGGAAUCUCCCCUCCCACCUCCUCCUGUGAGGUUCUUGUAUCCUCCGAUGAGGGGGAGCACGAGCACCCAAAUCAACAACAACAGUGCCACCCUGCCAUUCCUCUCCUCCUCAGAUCCAAGAGUCAAAGGUCCGUCUCCAGUUCCCAGCAGCAGCUUACUCCACUUUCUCCUUCUCUACCUUUUGCAGCCACUGCUAAAUGCAUGAUCCCCCCAUCAUCCCUCGACAAUUACGUACUGGGCAGCGAGGCUCACAGAGUUCCACUGGCGGACGAUGGCAACAAAUAUUUAUUUACAAGGUCACCGAGGAACAACAAUGAGUUUGGUGGCGGAGGAUUAGCGAGCCCCGGUUCCAGGCAAAUUUACCUCACCUUCCCUGCGGAUAGCACCUUCAGAGAAGAAGAUGUUUCCAACUAUUUCAGCAUUUAUGGACCUGUACAGGAUGUGCGUAUCCCAUACCAGCAGAAGCGCAUGUUUGGGUUCGUGACCUUUGUUUACCCUGAGACUGUGAAGAUGAUCCUCGCAAAGGGCAACCCGCAUUACGUCUGUGAUGCUCGUGUGCUCGUCAAGCCCUACAAAGAGAAAGGCAAAGUUGCGGACAAGUACAGGAAGCCUGCGGAAAGGGGAGACUUCUCACCAACCGGCCUUGAUUCAAGAGAUUCAUACGACCUUCAACUUGGAGGAGGAGGAUCACGAUUCUUCUAUGAUUCCCAUGAAGUUCUGAGAAGGAAGCUGGAAGAGCAGGCAGAUUUGCAGCAAGCUCUAGAGCUACAAGGAAGAAGGUUCAUGGAGCUCCAGCUCCUCGAUGUUAAAAGGAGGAGCAGCAGCAAUCGCAUUUCUGUUGUGAACCAAUUUGAUCACCGAGCUACUGGCCCCGCCAGUAUUACCAUAACCCCACCACCUAAGACAGCGGAAGAUAACAGUUGUUUCAGCCCCCAACCUUUACCUUUGGAUGGGGGGGGGUAUUUUCAUCAUCAAUUGGGAGCCGCGGCAGCAGCAGCAGCAGCAGCAGCACUUAACUCCCCAAAUAAGGACUCCCGUGGGGUUUCAGAAGAGGAGAGCUCCCCCAAAGAACAACCUAUUCCUUUCCAAGAAAGUUGCGCUACCGCGGAUCACAAUCUUCCUGAUAGUCCAUUUGCCUCUCCAACAAAGAUCGGCGGUGCGUCCAUCUUCUCCAAUAACAACAGCUUCACAGCAACAACUUCUUCCUUCGCCCCCCCAACAACUGCAUCCCUCGAUGUGCCCCCGGCCUUCAAUUCAUGCUUCUUCCAAUUCCCCAGGUUCUCUUCGGGUCCUGGUGCAAUCGGAAUGUGACUCGGGGGUGGUCUUUGGCGGAGUUGUAGUCUCAAACUUUGCAGGCGGAAGGGAGGGUGUACAAAUAAUUGUUUGCAAAUUAACCACUGAAGGGAAGGGAAGGGAAGGGAAGGGAAGGGUGAAGAGUAUAGGUAGCAGCUGGUAGAAGUAGACCCUACAGAGGCCUUUUUUGAUAUACCAAAGGCCUGCCCCACCUCAAUUUCCUUUUCUUAGAACUACUCUCCCUCUCUCUAAUUAUAGACAGACACAUACAUGCGCCGGCGACAGUGGAAGAUACCCGUUUUACUGAGCUCAGCGUAUCGUCUCUUUACAGUAGCUGAAAAUCCACUGUACAGUUGAAUGACAAACAAAGCAAGGAUGGAGCGAGCAUCUGGAGGAGAGGAUUGCCUUGUCUUUGUCUUGUGGUUAUACAACACAGAACACACACCAACACCCCCAAUGGCAUUUAUACAAAACAUGAAACCAUAAAAAGGAAAACUCUUUUCUCUCUC
This is a messenger RNA of Amborella trichopoda, 3448 nucleotides long. Its product is annotated as zinc finger CCCH domain-containing protein 53. NCBI's taxonomy places the organism in Eukaryota, Viridiplantae, Streptophyta, Magnoliopsida, Amborellales, Amborellaceae. Gene Ontology annotation, molecular function: metal ion binding; RNA binding. The record is from RefSeq and is a predicted model, not a curated record.